AGUUAUUGUAAUAUCGGAUUGUAGCAAAACUGAGCGGGACAUAGCUCGAAGAAGUUUUAAAGCUAAUUCUUUAUUAACUGUCUUAAUUCUUCAAGAUUCAUGGACAUCCGAAAAUUUUUCGCUCCAAGUUCCACAUCUAAAGAUGCAAAUAAAAAGGAACCAUCAAAGAAAACAGAAUCUGAUGUUUCAGAAGUGAAAAAGCCUAGAGGAAAACGGCAGAAUGACAGAUCACAAUCCAAGCAAAAGAGCCAAACUGUUGCUGUUGAAGAAGAUAUAAUCUUGAAAACAGAUAGUGAUUCAAGUAUGGUUAAAAACGCUCCAAAAAAAGGCAGAAGAAGAAAAUAUGGAAAAAAAGCUCAAUUAGGUUCUCCAUCUUCACCUGAAAAGCGUAAAGAGAAUGUACCCAUAACUAAUGUUAUGUCUAAUUCAGAGAGUGAAGAUGACUUGCCAAAAGUUAAAAAAGUCCGAAAAGGAUUUAUUAAUUCAGAUGACGAAACGGAUGCUCCUACGAAAAAGUCAAAGAAAAAAGAAAAGCCGGCACCGAAAAAGAUUGUAUCGUCUGAAGAGUUCUUUGGCGAAGAUAAAAUACAGAUAGCGGGAACGAAAGGAGUUAAAGAAAAACCGAAUAAGAAAAAAAAAGAAGAAAAAACAACAAUAGAGAAACGAAUCGAAAUUGAUCAGGAAUUACACGAUGACGAGGAUUUUAUGGAUACAUUAGAUAAACUUAAUAAGAUGGAAAAAGAGAAAGUUAAGAAACCCUCACCGGCAGUUGUUAAAACAGAAACCAAGACCAAUGCUAAGACUCCAUCGCCUAAAAAGGUUAUAAAAGUUGUCAAGUCUCCGACAAAAGCUAAAACAAAAACACCGAAGAAAGACGAUUCACCAUUAUCUAUUUCUAAAACACCAACGCCAGCGAAACGCCCUCUAACCGCGCCAAAAUCUAAAACUCCAACAGGAGAGUCAGCACCCAAUAUGGUGAAAACGCCAUCGUCCGCCAAAAGAAAUUUAGCCUAUGCAAAAUUCAAACAAAGAGAAGGACCUAGAGCUGUUGGUCAGAUUGAGAUACCAGAGGGUAGUGAAAAUUGUUUAGAGGGUUUAGUUUUCGUCGUUACGGGUGUUUUAGAAGGUUUAGAACGUGAUGAUGCAAAGCAUCUGGUAGAACGAUACGGCGGAAAAGUCACAACUAGUAUUAGUAAACGAACAAGUUAUUUGGUUAUGGGAAGAGAUCCCGGCGCUUCUAAGGAAGAAAAGGCUAGAAAACUAGGAACAAAAAUUAUUACCGAAGAGGAACUAUAUCAUUUAAUAAAAACUCUACCAGGUAAAAAGUCUAAAUACGAAAUAGCCGCUGAAAAAGAAAUUAAAGCCGAACAAGAUAGGGAUAGGAAGAGAAAUUUGACGGAAAAGGAAUCUACUGUACCAGCUAAGAAGAUGCGUCAAAUGGUUGAAAAGCCUGUUGUGAAAGUAGUAGAAAGGGAAAGAGCGGAGACUAGUCAUCAAACAGGUGCGAAUUAUCUUGAUCGAGGUCAAUUAUGGGUUGAUAAAUACAAACCAACCAAUAUGAAGCAGUUAAUUGGUCAGCAAGGUGAUAAGAGCUGUGCUAGAAAAUUAUUGAAUUGGUUAAGUAGUUGGCAUGCAAAUAGAGCGGCCGGUAGAAAGCCCAUUUUUGGUGGUGGUAAAUGGGCUGAUCAGGAUGGCGGCGGAUAUAGAGCUGCGUUACUCUCUGGUCCACCUGGAAUUGGUAAAACUACAAUGUCGGUUUUAGUCUGUAAAGAGUUAGGUUAUAGCUUUGUUGAAUUAAACGCCUCAGAUUCUAGAUCGAAGAAGAGCAUAACGGAACAGGUUUCAGAAUUAUUACACUGCUCUAGUUUAUCUCAAUGGGCAUCGGGAAAGGAUAAUAAAGUUGACAAGAAAGAGCAUGUUUUAUUGAUGGACGAAGUUGAUGGAAUGUCUGGAAAUGAGGACAGGGGAGGAAUGCAACAAUUAAUUCAAUUAAUUAAGACAACUAAAGUUCCUAUUAUAUGUAUGGCAAAUGAUCGAAAUCAUCCUAAACUAAGGACUUUGGCAAACUACUGCUUCGAUUUAAGAGUUCAACGUCCCAGAGUUGAACAAAUAAAAUCGGCAAUUAUGACAAUAGCUUAUAAAGAGGGCGUAAAAAUAGCGCCAAACGUCCUUCAGGAUAUUAUUGUUUCCACGAACCAGGAUAUUCGCCAGGUUUUACAUAAUCUGUGCCUCUUUUCAGCGGGUGGAGAUAAACCGGAUGAAAGGGAAGCAGUUAAAUCUAAAAAGGACAUACAGAUUGGAGCUUUUGACGCUUGUCGUAAAGUUUUUGAUCCAUCUUGCGCUUCAAAUUCUAUUCAAGAGAAAACAUCCUUAUUCUUUUACGAUUACAGUAUCGCACCGUUGUUUGUCCACGAAAACUAUAUUAAAGUAAGACCGAAGGAUAACCAUCUGAUGAGAUUAGCCAAAGCCGCUGACUCGAUUGCUAUUGGUGAUGUUGUUGAUAAGAAAAUUAGGGGCUCUUCCGGUUCGUGGUCGCUGUUGCCAACUCAGGCGAUAUUUGCUAGUCUCCUUCCUGGGGAAUACAUGAGAGGCUACAUGUCAGGAAUGAUUAAUUUUCCUCAAUGGCUAGGUAGAAAUUCAACAAAUAAUAAGAAUAAAAGAAUCGUCUCUCAAUUGACGGGGCACAUGAGACUUAAUACAUCUGGCGAUAGACAGGCAAUUAAUCAAGAUUACUUACCGGUUUUACGUAAAAGAUUAACCCAACCGCUAAUUGAGAAACAAAACGAAGGAGUGAAAGACGUAUUGACUAUCUUGGAAGAUUACCACUUGACCAGGGAAGAUAUGGAUUCCUUAUUAGAAAUAACCCAGUGGGAUGGAAUAGAUCCCAUGAAAUCUAUAGAAAGUAAAACAAAAGCGGCUUUUACAAGAGCUUUUAAUAAAGCCAAUUUUGUGUUACCUUACGCUAUUGUCACCGCCUCAAAAGCCAAAGCAAAGAGAGCAGAAGUAGCAGCAGAUGAUGAUUAUGAAACAGAGCUGGGAGAGGAUAACAUAGAGGAAAGCGCAGAAGAAGAUGAUAUUACAAAAGAUGCUAUGAUAAAAAAGGCGAAAAAGCCAUCUUCAAAGAAACAGGAAACAAAGAAAACAACAGAGAAGAAAACAACGAAGAAACGAGGGAAAAGCUAAAUUUUUUUCUGUAGUGUCCUUAUUAUCAUAAGACACAUCAUAAUUGAUAUAUUAUUUUUUUCCUUAAAAAAUCAUUACAACCUUUUUAAAUAUUACAAACU
Dimorphilus gyrociliatus is the source of this 3284-nucleotide messenger RNA. Lineage: Eukaryota; Metazoa; Annelida; Polychaeta; Dinophilidae. The record is from the annotation of a GenBank genome assembly.